Messenger RNA from Sphaeramia orbicularis (orbiculate cardinalfish), 2741 nucleotides. It is a transcript of the gene rgs4, whose product is annotated as regulator of G protein signaling 4. The record is from RefSeq and is a predicted model, not a curated record. The transcript has 5 exons. The coding region runs from base 112 to 723 and encodes 203 amino acids. Lineage: Eukaryota; Metazoa; Chordata; Actinopteri; Kurtiformes; Apogonidae.
GAGACACCCACAGCCUGUUGUCUGACACUGGGAGAAGAUUGCUAUAAAGCUCUUGUCUUUUUGUCAUCACUUAAAACAACAACACUGACUUUGGAUCUUUAAUAUUUCACCAUGUGUAAAGGACUCGCGACGCUUCCUGCAACAUGCUUAAAAGGCGCCAAAGACAUCAAGCACAAAAUAAGCUUCUUACUCCAGAAGCCUGAACCCCAAGCAGCGGAUCCAAAGCAGGCGAAAGAAAAGGCUGAUGCUGCUACAAAGAGGGCGCCGACUGCAGCCGAGGUGGAAAAGUGGAAGGAGUCUUUCUGCCAUGUGAUGAAAACAGAAGUGGGUCGUUCAGUCUUCACCACUUUCCUCAAGUCUGAGUUCAGCGAAGAGAACAUGGACUUCUGGGUCGCCUGUGAAGACUACAAAAAGGCGUCCACUUCCAAGAUGGCAAUAAAAGCCAAGCAAAUCUACCAACAGUAUCUGGAGGCAGACUCUCCAAAAGAGGUGAACCUAGACGCAGUGACCAGAGAAGAUACAAGGCAGAACCUUCAAAACGCCUGCCCGUCUUGUUUUGACCAAGCUCAGAAGAUGAUCUAUAACUUGAUGGAAAAAGACUCCUACAGGCGCUUCCUCAAGUCCAAACUGAUCCUGGAUCUGUCUCAAAGGAACGAACCAAACAGUCGGGAGAAGAAAGAGAAAGACAAUAGUGACUGGCAGGUUUUAACUGGUGGGGCUUAAACAGGAAAAAAAAAAACAAAGACACCCAAGACUGAACAUUUACAAGAAAGUUAAUGAGGAAGUUGACACAAGGCUUGUUUUGUUUCCGUUGUUUAAGUUUGGUUUAGAAGGUGAGUUUGGAAGGUUAAUGUGGUCAAGUUACUUUACUGUUUGGAGACUUUAACUUGUGAAUCUCAUCUGGAUGUUAAACAUAAACAGCUGUCGAUUUGUGCAAACAGGUCCAAUAUUUUUGAUAUUUCUCAUGUCGACAUUCAACAUCAGCUCAUUCAGUAUUUACAUACAAUGUACUGUAAAUAGAGUGGUUGCUUUCAAUGUUUCCAAAGUGAAGGUCAACUUUUACUUGUUUCUAUUGUUAAACAUAACCUGCUCCCAGAGCCACGACCAGGUUAUAUUGAUACUAACAACAAAAAACAAUCAAGAGAGACCUUCAGAUAACCCCUCAGCCACUGAAGCAUUGUGUUCAUGCAACAUACAGAGCUUAUUUUGUCUGAGAAAAACACAAAUAGACAGCUAAUCCUGUAUAUUUGCAGACCUGGAUGCAGUAGAUUCCUUGUUUUUAUUUUGGAUAUGACCUAAUUUGUUUGCAAGUGAUAUGAACUCAGACACCAUAGUCAUUUGUUGAGUGAUAUUUACUAGAAAAAAAAAUAAAAAAUAAAAAAAUUAACCUAUCAGUAUUAAAGUAUAUUCCAAUGUUACAUAAUCUAACCCUUUACUUCCAAUUUAAAUAUAUAGAUAUAUCCUUUCAAAGGCAUAGUUGACAUGGGUUGAAUUUUAAUUGAUGAACCACCAUGUGCAGUUCCUGUUUGGAUAUAAACAGUCAUGGUUUUCCAUUGUGCUUUUAUGUUACAUAACCAUUGCUUUUGCUUCAGCCUCUUUGGUUCCUCAUCUCCACAUAUAAGCAACAUGGGAAAAGUUGUGGAAAACAGAUCAUUAGCUACCCUGUUGACAUUUAAUAGAUAAUAUAUGUAUUUUAAUGACUUCAAACUAAUGGAACUUAGUAUUUUUUGCAUGUUUAUUACAAAUGUUUGGAACAAUAAAACUGAAAAUUCCCAAUAUAUAAAUAUUGUACUGGUGUAGUCAUAUUAGAGCUCUUUGCUGAGUUCAGAUGUAGAGCAUUUUGUUGAAUUACAGGCCAUUUUAUUGUAUUCAUGGAAGCUUUUCACUGAAACAAACAGAUGCAAGAAAAUAAAAGGGCGAAAAGGACUGUGGUGAAAAACAUUAAUCAUCAAUGCUCAGAAACAUAAAAAUACAACGGCAGAAACAGGUUGGAGACAAUCUGAUAUACAACUAUAUAUUAUUAUUAUUUAUCAGGAAACCAUAAUUUUCACCAUUCGGGCAGCAGUUGUUUUUGUCAUCUUGUUUUUCAUGUAUUCCACCCUUUACAUACGUUUACAUUUUGUGUUUUUUGACACAGUGAUGCACUUAUUACUAUUUUUUCCUUCAAUAAACCCUGAUUGCCAAUGUACUCAUUCAUAUCUCAUACUCUACAAUAUUUUUUUCUCAGUAGUUGUACCUGAUUACAGUAAUGUAUAAUGUAAUGACAUGACAGACACAUUCUUCUCCAUCACUGCUUUUAAUAGUGACAUUAAAGUUUAGAUCUAUCACUAUCCAAUACAAUCACAUUAAAAUAAAUGACAUCGGUGUUUAUGUUCUAAUCACUUCAAGUGUAAUUUAAAAGCUGAACAGCCCAAAGUUUUCCCACAAUAGCAACUGUAUGAACUUUUUGACAUGAUGUGGCUGUGGUACACUGUGCAAAUGUUGAAUUUAUGUUCUGUCAGAGCUGAGUUUCUGCUACAUGUUAUGAAGUUUCAACAGGGUUAAAGUUGUGUACCAUUUAAUUGUUCCCCAGCAUAUCCAACUGUGUAGUUCUGACGUUUAUUGUGCAGGGUACCUAAUGGUAUGGUCACUUUAUUUGAAUGUGUUCUGGUGAUUACUGUAUACUGAUAUUUAUUAACUUAUUGUCAUAUUUAUAUGCUAUCUGUGGCCAUUUACAAAAUAAAAACUGUUGGAUAAUCCGA